Molecule: messenger RNA, 6871 nt
Organism: Aphanomyces astaci
Lineage: Eukaryota; Oomycota; Saprolegniomycetes; Saprolegniales; Verrucalvaceae
Exons: 3
Coding region: 45-6764 (2239 amino acids)
Molecular function (GO): protein binding
Source: RefSeq, a predicted model, not a curated record
CUGAUCUUUAGAAACUCCGUAAUCGCGUUUCAAGUCGAAGCUUGAUGGAUCUCCUACUUGAGGAAGCCCUGAGGACCGACGAUGGAAAUGAAGGGGAGAUGGUCCGGCUAAUGAUUGAUAUCGUUGCUGAAGCCAAAGAUGAUAUGCUUAUGCAGAAGCGAGCCCUGGAAGUCGCAGGCCAACUUGUCCGCCGAAAACUAGCACUGUUGCAGCCUGUCGACAGCGCACCUCCUGCUGCAGCCGCGGCAACUCAACUUUCACACAAGGCAGAAGUAUCAUCACCGCAAACGUUCACAUCCAUGAUAACUGUUUUUCCUCAAGUUGAGAGAGUCGUGGGUCGCUUGCUUUACCUCGCAUUGAAAACACAGGCCGACCCAACACUCGUGGAGACCGUGCUGUCGCUCCUCACAGAGUUGCUUGUGUUUGACGCCCGGACAGUAGAUGCGUUCAGCUUAUGGCGUACUAUACAGACUGCUGGCCCCGAGCUGCGCCAUCGGCUGCUUGAGCUCACUCAAACAGUUCUCGAAGGAGACGCGGAAGUUGACUUGUACCGUCGGCAUGUAUUUGUCAUGCUAGGUCAACAUGCGGGCAUCAUCGCUCCGUCUAGCACAGCCCUUCCACUGAAGAAAGGGUACACCUUCUGCGCCAGCAUCCUCGUGGACGCCACGACGCCGGCCAUGGCAAUGUACAGUUUCCGAGGCGAGAAUGGCCACGGCGUAUCUGCCGCCAUCGACGGCGACUCUCUCGUGCUUGCAUCGUUCACAUCUCAUGGAAGCUUCAUCAACCUUCCUGUUCCAUUGAACGGCCGUCGCAUUGCCAUGCACCAAACGUGGACGCAUGUGGCCAUCGUCCAUGCCAAGAAGAUGGUGUUCAAGGACAAAAUCCUCGUGUAUUUGGACGGGCAGCUGCACUUUGCAGGGAAUUUGCCCUACCCGGAUGCGCUACAGAUGGCUGGCGGGCACAACUGCGUGGGGGCGACGCCCCAAUUUCCAUCGUUUCAAGGCCAAAUGGUUGAUCCGACGCUGUUGGGGACGGCCUUGUCCGACGCGGAAGUGGCGGCGGUGGCUCCAUGCUCGCAUCCUCCGACGGCCAUCAUGCAGCAGUGGCUAUGGGAGAACGGAUCUGCAGCAGACAAAUCCAAGUUUGUGUUUGCAUACGACGCAAGGGUCUGUACACGCGAGUCAAUCUGUGACGACGUUAGCGGCCACAGCGCCAACGGAUGGCUCGAGCCUGGCACACGCAGCCUCUGCCGCUCGUCUCUAGCUGCAGCCCUCGGGCCUCUCGGAGGCGCUGCCACGUACUUGCUGCUGCUGUUCGACCCCACAGUGAGUCCCCAGGACGCCGUCAGCGUGCUGCGGCUCGUCGCGAGCGGACUUGUGGUUAGUCGGCGAUGUCGAUCGCAAUUUCUUCGAUGGCACGGGUCCAAGGUCAUCGCGCACUUGUUGACGUUGCUGCCGACGCCCGCCCUCACGGAAGACCUGCUCGAUGCCGUCGUGGCCGUCGUCGACGCGGUGGCUCCGCACGUCCAAACGUCGCGGCUGCGCACGAUGGUGCUUGCAUUGUUUGUGUUGCAGCCAGUGUGGUUUCACGGUCCCGUAGCGUGCCAAGUGCGUCUAUUGGAGUCGAUAUUGCCCACGUACUUGGGGUUACUGCAUUCGAAUAAUGAAUCGGACAGUAGCGUGAUGACCAUGGAUGUCAGUCACUGGUGUGAGUUGAUGGCCACUUGGUACAGCGGAUCGUCGUCGGCGGUAGCACAAGCAGUGGAUGCGUCCAUGUGUUGCAAACUCGUGCUGGACAACCUCAUCGACCCGCUGUUGUUUCCAAAGCAAAACGUGUUGGACGAAUCAGAUGGCUGGGAUGCGCUCAUCCGACACUUGGACAUGCGGGUGCAAUCGAUUCGUCAAAGCCAAACCACUGCGUACGACGUCCAAGAGAUCUUUGGGUACUUUACGCGCACGUUAUCAUCCGGGCAAGAGAUGAUGCCAGGAGUGUCGUCGCCCCCCAGUCGGAAACUGCUGUUCAAGCUCGAGAAGCACAGUCCGAUGGCGUUGUGGUACACGUGGCUGGCGACGCCCGCGCUCGAGCUGCGGCUGCAUGUACUCGAAGCGUUCAGCGCAAUGACAUCGCAUGUUCACUUGAGAUUUCCAGACGCGGUGCUGUUUCACCACGCGUUGAGUAGUCCAUUGGCCAUCGACAUGCGACAGUGUGCAGUGAUUCUGGAUGUGUGUUUGGGGCCGCGAAGUAGUGCGCUCACAGGGGCGCGACACACGUCGACGCCGCGGGGUCACUUCGUCCCGGUCGUGCUGUUGAAACUGCUGGCUUGUUCGUCGGUUGUGGACUAUCGCGUGCAAUUGUACACGCUGUACGAGCUCCACACAGUGCUCCGGGGCCCAAACAGCGACAUUUUCAAAGAGUAUAUUCGCGUAGACCCAGAAUGGAUGAAGACUCUGGUGUUGAUUCAAGCCAAACCACAUCUUGCAACUUGUAUCGAUUCAAUGCAAGCGACGGACCCGCCUGGGCUAGACACCCGCCAAUUGAACGAUUAUUGCAUGAUGUUGUGCGAUGAAACCGCCGCUGUGGACACGCGCGUCCGCAUCGUUCAGUCGAUCGGGGCGGCCCAGGAUAAGGCCGGCGCCGACUUUAUGCUGACGGUGCUCCAUCAGGCGAGCGCACCUGGGCCAGUCAAGCAAGCCAUCAUCCACACUGUGAUCUCAUCGUUCCCAGAGCAUGCGGCGCACCUAGUCGAGGCGCUGUGCUCCGAUAUGAUCGUGGACAUCCUAGUGUACAGCCUCCGCCAAGUCAACCACGGAUGGAUCCAUGUGUUGGAAACGUACUUUUACCUGUACAAAUCGCCGCAGCGUUGUGUAUCGCUCUACACGGCCGUGGCGGAUGCAAUGUUGUGCACGCCAGUCGACAAGGCGCUGCAGUGGGAAAACGUCAGCCAAUUCUGCAGUCUCCUGGCCUUGCUGUACUUUAUCGCAGACCGCAUGCACGCUCCGUUGGGAGACGAGUCGAAACAUGUGGCGCUGCUUCAGAAAGCCCGCGACCUGUGGCUGCCUAUGCUCCCGCGGUUACCGGUGGUCGCGUGGGCUGUCGGGGACGACGGAGGACAAGACCGGGACGUCCUGCACGAGUUGUUUGCUACGUACCCGUUGACCCGUCGGCUGGCGUUGUACACGAUGUUCCAAAUGAUCAAAGUGAGUCUGCUGACGACGGGAACUGCGUCGGCUGACGUGGGGCGGUUGCGGACGGCGUUCGAAACGCUGCAUGUGGUGUCAGUGGUCGCGGACGAUGACCAGGUCAUGGAGCCGACGAUGCAGCCGCUGUUUCUGUUGUCGGUGGUUACCGAACUGCAUGGGUUGUGGGCGUUGGCGACUGCCGUAGAAGAUAAGGCGACGCUGACGGACCUGAUUCACUCUGUGGCACUAGAAGCGCUGGGGCGCGUCGGGUCGGAAAGCGAACUCGCGCAUGCGUUGAUGGGGCUCACGGCGUUGCCGGCGGACACUUCGGCGGCGCUGUGGGUGCCGUUCAUGCAAGUCGUGUCCAAGUACGCUGUGGAGGCGCAGUACGAAGUCGACAGCCACGUCGACCGGUUUGUGGCCAAAUGGAAGCACUUGGUCGAAACCAACGCCGUGUUUAAUGUAGCCAUGACGAUGCAAGAUGUCGACCAGCGGACGGUGAUUCUGUCCGUGCACACGCAAGACGUGAUGCUGCUUCGAGAGAAGAACGACGAAGGAGGAGCGGUAGACCGAUUGCAGCACAUGACGGAGCGCGCGGCCGCCGACGCCAAGGCAGCAGCCAAGCGAUUCCAGACUCAAUUGGAGCGAUGUCUGGAGCCCGUUGUACCCGAUGUCAGUCGACAACAGAAGGUCGUGCCUUCCCCUCCACGAGCCUUCAAGCUGUUGACGUCGGAAAACCUAUCGCGCAUGCGACUGGAGUUAAAGGUCGUAGAGCCCCUCCCCUACUUGGAGCCCCACGACGUAGAACUCGACCAUACAGCGACGUCAUCGUUGGCGGCUUCCAUGAAUGCAAUGGCUUCCAGCUGGGGAAGUGACAGUGGUGUCCAAGGUCUGGCAGACAUGUUGAGUGAUGCGAACGUCCGCGCCGUCUUGCGCACCGCCACAUCGAGCAACGUCGAGGACGAUACGCUGACAUUUGACGAGAUGCUCGACGAGGACAACGACGACAACAACCCUCAAACGUUAGCGGAUGCGAGUAGCAGCAGCGGUAGUCUCGUAGGUCGAACGUUGGCGUUGCCGCCACCCAGUCCGUUCAAAUCGGCCACGAGUGCAACCAAUGUGACCAACCCAAAGCGGAAAUCAUCGGCGGCGGGCUUUCCGACCAAGAGCAACUCGACGGACUUUGUAUGCCCAGCUCAUCUCGUGCGGCAAAUGUACAUCAUGGUUGGGCAAGUGCACAUGACCGAGUCUGAAUUUGUGUUUUAUCCACAUGCGAUCGUGGACGAGCACGAUCAAGACGUUGACCAACGAGCACACAACCAAACGUCGUCGUUAGUGACCAGUCCAUCAGACGAGGCCAAGCUCCUGCGGCCGCGGCGCCUUCGACUGGAUGACAUGUGCCACAUCUACAGCCGGCGGUACCUGCUCAAGCUGACGGCGCUCGAGAUCUUUGUCGCAUCUACGCGCAAAAACUACUUUUUCCACUUUGCCUCGACUUCCAUCCACGACGUCCACAGCGCGCUGAUCAGUCGCCGGCCGGCGCGGCUGGUUGCGAAUCCCGACUGGCGGCGGCUGCACCGCCAUCCGUCGCAUGCGUUUCGCAGUGCAGACCACACGUCGUUGUGGGUGAACCAUGAAAUCUCGACGUUUGAGUACCUGAUGUGGCUCAACACAGUGUCUGGACGCACGUACAACGACCUGACGCAGUACCCCGUGUUCCCGUGGGUGUUGGCCGACUACACGUCGCCGACGCUCGACUUGUCGAGAGCGUCCACGUUUCGAGACUUGAGCAAACCGAUGGGCGCGCUCGAUGCCGCGAGAUUGGAGUUCUUCAAGGACCGGUAUGCCGCGUUUGACGACCCAGACAUCCCCAAGUUUAUGUAUGGCUCGCACUAUUCGCACGUCGGGGCCGUGUUGUACUACUUGGUCCGCCUGGAGCCGUUCACGUCGCUCGCCCGCCGCGUCCAGGGCGGCCGCUUCGACCACGCCGACCGGUUGUUCCAUUCGGUGGCCGAUACAUGGGCGAAUUGUCUGACUGACACGAGCGAUCUCAAGGAGCUCACGCCCGAGUGGUUUUACAGCACGGCGUUUCUAACCAACCACAACCAUGUGGACCUGGGAACCCGCCAGAAUGGCGUCAAGCUCGACGAUGUCGUCCUGCCUCCAUAUGCGACGAGUCCGCAGCACUUUAUCGCAUUGCACAUGCAGGCCCUCGAGAGCGAGUACGUGUCACAGCAUCUGCACUUGUGGAUCGACUUGGUGUUUGGUGACAAGCAGCGGGGACCGGCGGCGCUGGAAGCGCACAAUGUGUUCUUCUAUCUCACGUACGAGGGGUUGGUGGACAUUGACGCUAUCACAGAUCCGGUCCUGCAGGCGUCGAUGCGGGCGCAGAUUGCGCAUUUUGGCCAAACGCCGUCGCAGCUGCUGCGAGAGCCGCACGUUGCUCGACACAUCCCCGACACCCUCCCUCCGGGCGGAGUGGUGCCGCUUUUGCUACCGCACGUGCAUCCCAUCGCGUUGAUCGAGUUUGUGUCUGUGACAGCGUUGCUGUGCUUGGACACGACGGGCAUGCUGUCGAUGCAAAAGUUUACGUCGCCGUAUAAGACGGCCACAAGGCAGCAGGCGCUUCCCGCCACAUCGACAUCUUCGUCGUCGGGGGCGCUGUCCCCCCAGCGAGCUGGUCCGUCCAGUGGCGUCGAUGCCAUUUUGGAACUCGUCGACAGAAAACCCCGCCGCGUCCUACCCGACUACGCGUGGCUGCGCGGUGAUUUCGUCUGGACGGCGGUCGGUGCCGCAGUGGCCUCGGGAGGGCACCCCGACGGGUCCGUGCGAUGUUAUGCCAUCUCAGACGGCGCGUUCCUCGGCUGCGUGCUGCAUCAUGCGACCCCCGUGACCUGCUUGGCCCAGCAUCGCAACACCGACUUGGUCUGUGGGAGCGCCGACGGCACCAUUUCCGCGUGGACGAUGCUGCCGUCGUCGGGAUGGACGUCGUCGUUGCUCGACACACUCAACAUUUUCAAACCGACCACGAAACGCAUUGUGGUCGAGCCCGACUAUAGCCCCCGACAGGCGUACCUCGGCCAUGCAAGUCCUAUUACGGCACUCGCGGUACGCAAUGACCUGGAUGUGGUCGUCAGUGGGUCCGCGGAACGAUGUCUGGUGCACAGCAUGUCGACGGGCGCCCUACUGGUGGACCUAGCCUUGCCUCCUCGCAGCACCAACGUGCAUGCGGUGGCGGUGUGUACGGUGGGAUGGAUCGUUGUGUCGGUGUCCGCGACAAGUGACACGGGUGGUGAUAGAACCUUGUCCACACUUCAAUCAUAUUCCCUCCAAGGAGAGUUCCUAGCGACGACGACAUCGACGGAGCUCCCAGUCACUAAGCUCGUACCGUUUUCCCGCACAGCGCACGUCGUGGCGGCGGGACCGAUGGGUGCGAAUGUCGUUGCCGUGCAUUCCAUGAUGGAGGUCCAGCCGCUUACGACGGUCGGCGUGAGCAGUGCCGCGCUCUCGGUGGACGAAAAGGUUGCCAUCUUAGGGCUGGAUGUGAUGCCCGCGCAAUUGCUGGCGAUUGCCAUGGGCAUUUGACGGUUUCAAAAGUGUUUGGAACGCCUAUGAAAUAGGAGAUUCCGACUCGAAUUCAAAAAGACGUGCAGUAAUUCCCUAAGAACAAUAGUUUGACUGUUGCAUACAUC